AUGAAAAAACGUAGUAUCACGGUCACCAUCGUGAAGCCAAGAAACCCUGCUCUUUUGCUGAAGAAAAUUAUUCUUUCUGGCGAUGAGCUUCUCUCUAACUCAUUCCCAUAUAAGGAAAUCGAGAAUGGGAUGCUGCGAGAAGUAGAAGGAAAGUGGGUCGUUCAAGAGCAACCUCCUUUCGACAAAAAACAGUUCAUAGCAUACGUAAAGAAAUAUAUCAACAACUUGAUCCCCAAGCUUCCUGAAGCUGAGAAACAAGAGCAGUUCAAGAAGGGUAUUGAAGGAGCUACAACCUUGGAAGUGAAAAGGUUGCAGCAGGAGAUACAGAGGAACAACCGAACUUAUUUGAGGCAACGAGUGCCGUUUUUUCACAACCAACCACCGGAUCAUAUUUGUAUAUAAAAUUGAGAUCUCGUAGGAUCAUUAGUGUAGUAGGUUUCUCCUUCGAAUUGGAUUUGCAUGUUCAGAUUACUAUGUGCCAUUAAUAAAUAUUUGUUAUUCAGUAA
Salvia miltiorrhiza (redroot sage) is the source of this 506-nucleotide messenger RNA. RefSeq names its product translationally-controlled tumor protein homolog. Bases 1 to 402 code for a protein of 133 amino acids. The transcript has 3 exons. Gene Ontology annotation, molecular function: calcium ion binding. NCBI's taxonomy places the organism in Eukaryota, Viridiplantae, Streptophyta, Magnoliopsida, Lamiales, Lamiaceae. The record is from RefSeq and is a predicted model, not a curated record. Gene Ontology annotation, cellular component: cytoplasm.